Molecule: messenger RNA, 1648 nt
Organism: Exophiala oligosperma
Lineage: Eukaryota; Fungi; Ascomycota; Eurotiomycetes; Chaetothyriales; Herpotrichiellaceae
Exons: 1
Coding region: 298-1032 (244 amino acids)
Source: RefSeq, a predicted model, not a curated record
UACACCGCAAGGCGUACAGUGAACGAGCUGACACGUACGUCCGUACGAGCAGUGGUUUCUCUGAUCCUUUUUCUGCGCCGUUUGAAUCACGAACUUGGGCCCUUGGUCAGGUCUCGAAGGAAAAAAAGUGGGCACACCGUCUUCAGAUCGUUUUGGAAACUACGAAUUACCUACGGACGAUAGCAAAGAAAGCCUAGGCUGAUCUAGAUCUAAUCGUGACGAGCAACGAGGUAUACAUUUUCGACCAGAAUACAGGGUGUCAGGGACCAGAAAGGUCCUCGCAAGGCUCAACACAACAUGUCUGGAGGCGGUGGCGAAUAUAUCCACCCGGCAGAAUACCCUAGCCUGUCGGAGCAGGAAGCCGAAGUGGUGAGAAAGAUCCACGACUUCACCGAACGGUACUUCCAGGACCCACGGUUCGACGCGUCCCACGACUUUGGCCAUGUCAAGAGAGUCGUCAAUAAUGCUCUCUCCAUCCUCACGGUGGAAGAAGACGACCGGAAACGCAGAGCCAUGCCCGCCUUGAACCCCAUGAAUGUGAUCCUGGGCGCGUUGCUCCACGACGUCGAGGACAAAAAGUACAUGGCCCCCACCACCGAAAGCUCGUCGUCGUUGUUAUCGUCGUCGUCAUCGUCAUCACCUCUUAUCAAAGCCAUCGUCGAGGCUGGCAUGUCCGUGGACUAUGCAGAGCAGAUGCGUGUGUUGGUCGAGGGCGUGUCGUAUUCCUCCGAGGUCAAAAACCCGCAGCGUGUCUUGGAUUUGCUGGAGGUCCUUCCGGAACUCGCCAUUGUUCAGGACGCUGACAGGCUCGACGCGAUUGGAGCGAUCGGGAUCGGUCGGUGCUUCACCUUUGGCGGUGCCAAGGGUGCCCGGACUCUGGAGGAUUCGAUUGAGCAUUUCCACGACAAGUUGCUGAAACUCGAGAGUAUGAUGAAGACACCGGCUGGCAAACAAUUGGCCGCGGAGAGGUCUCGUCGGAUCCGUGAAUUUGUUGACUGGUGGAAGGAUGAGGUAGGGCAGACAGGAGCUUGAUGAAGGGUCUGCAACAUCUCCCGUUUACCAGCAGUCUUGCAAGAGACAACAAUACGGACCACAUGACAAGUAGAGGUGGGGCUUGGACACUCUACUCAUAUUCAGGUUUCCUCAGCCUCGCCUGGCUCGCCAAGUUCUUCGCCCGCCUGCUCUAGCGGAUCAGAUCCUUCCUGGGUUGUCGAGUGUGGUGUCACCCCAGCAGAGCCUGUCUUUGGCGGAGGCGCUACAGGUGUGCCCUUUCGAGAUGACACAUGGUCCUGCUCUGCGCUCUUCUUGGCUCCUUCGGCAAACAUAUCAUCAAAUCCACCUCUUGGGGAAAUCGCACCGUGAUGUCUCCCUUUCCGUGCGCGAGCAGGAGCUGGUCCAGCUGGAGGUGCAGCAUUAGGGUUCAUCAUCGGGGGCGGCGGGACAUUCGGGUUGACCAUCGGUGGUGGAGCAAGAUCUUGAGCAGGGGCAGGCUGGAAGCUGUUGGCAGAGUCUGCUGCACCUUGUCCAUCUGCGGUUUUCGUGUCCGCGUCAAAUAGAUUUUCUCCUGGUGCUUGAACCUCUUCGCCCAGUCCCACGGGCAGGCGAUGUAGCGCACCGAAUCCAAGCACGGCACCGAGUGCACCUUCAC